This is a messenger RNA of Haplochromis burtoni (Burton's mouthbrooder), 2078 nucleotides long. Its product is annotated as kinesin-like protein KIF23. The transcript is spliced from 13 exons. NCBI's taxonomy places the organism in Eukaryota, Metazoa, Chordata, Actinopteri, Cichliformes, Cichlidae. The record is from RefSeq and is a predicted model, not a curated record. Bases 116 to 1930 code for a protein of 604 amino acids.
GUUGUUUCCCAACCGCCAAUCAAAUUUAAAAGAAGAAGAAGAGGCGUCGAGGUGGAGGGACGAUUUAAAACUAGACAAAUAGAAACGGUGAAUUCAGCAUAGGUACCACGUUACAAUGACGAGAGAAGUGAAGGUUAAAACCCCCAGCAGGCCUCCUCCAAAAAAACCCUCCAGCAACCAGACGGACCCAGUUGGGCUUUUGGUGCAGUUUGCAGAGAUGAUGCAAGUGGAGGAAGUGGCCAGGCCAGCGGACAGACCAAUCUGUAGCGCUACUCCAGGCCGUCAUCAUAGAAACCAGGCAUUCAAAGAUGAGCUGUCUCACAGAUUGGAAGAACGCAGUGGCCCAAUAGUUCCUGACAUGCCUGCUGCUGCUGCAAACACUCUGAUCCUCAGUCUCCCAUCUCUACCCUCCUGUGAGCUGACUGACCCACAUGAUGACAUCACGCUGCCCAGGCUGAUUGAAGCCCUGAAGAACAGGCAGAGGAUCAAGCAGAUGCUGAUGGAGGAAUACAGUAAAACAGCCAACAUGAUGAAGCCUGUGCUCCAAGAACUGGAUACCAGCCUAAUUUCCAAAGACAACUUUAUUCAGGAACAAAACGGCAAACUGAUAGAGAAAGACAAAAUCAUCCAAGGCAACAAGGCAGAGAUUGAACGUUUAGAGAAGAAAACAAAGAUGCAAGAACACAAGAUUGACAUCCUGCAGAAAACAACUAAAAUCUUUGAAGAUGACAAGCGCUCGCUGCAGCAUGAGCUGGAAACCAGAGAGCAGAGGCUGCAGAGAGAGCUGUCAGAGAAGAGACGCAUGGAGCAGCGCAUGCAUGGCGUGAUCUCGGACACCCAGUUCAAGUGGGAGAAAGAAUGUGAGAGACGUGUUAAUGCACUGCAGCUUGAGAUGCAAAAUAAGCUGUGGGUGAAAGACGAAAAGCUGAAGCAGCUCAAGGCCAUCGUGACAGAGAGCAAGACUCCAGGUCGCCCUGAACCUCCACCCCGUCAGACGCAGCCACAGCCUCUACCACAACCACAGCAUCAGCCCCGCUCUCAGCGACCCUCCAAAGAGGACCGCCUACCGCCAAAGAGAUCAGCAUCACCCUCACCUGUCCCCUGCCCAGUCGAUUCCCCUCAUGUCAGUCCAAAGCCAGAGUCACAGUCAGGCAGUGCUGCUAGUGAUGAGGAGGAUGAGACGAACCCAAGGCCCACCUGCCCCGUCCCCAGCAGAAGUACCUUUUUGUCUGUGGCUAGAUCUGCAUGUGAGGAGCAGGCAGCUCAGGACAGCAUGCAGGGUUACAGUUCCCCUAGUACACCCACAAGAACACCCACAAGACCCCAGGCCUCAACGGGCACUUCAGUCAGCCGGGCCAGGAGGAGAGCUGUGUGCUUGAGCAGAGUGGAUGAGAGAGACUGCUUCCCUUCCCCUUCGUUUCAUGUAGACCUAAUUGAAAGAAGAUACAGGACGACAGCACCAGUACGCCUGCUGCACCGUUGUUCCCGCUCUGCUGGUGGGGAGAAGUGGGUGGACCAUAAGCCAUCGUCUAGCAUGGACUUGGGCACAGUUUUGCAGCCGGUCAUCCCCAACGCCAUCCAGGUGUCUGCACCCAGCGAGAAGGCUCUGUCCAAGUGUGACAGAUACGUGCUAACGCACCAAGAAGUUGCCUCCGACGGCGAGAUACAGACCAAACUUAUAAAGGGCGAUGUCAUCAAAACGAGAGGAGGGGGGCAAGCUGUCCAGUUCACUGACAUUGAGACACUGAAACAGGAGCUCACUACAGUCCCAAGUUGGAAAAGGAAGUCUUCAGAAGGCGUGUCAGUCAGUGGAGAUGGAGCUUUGACUGAUGUGGAGACGAGGUGCUCUGUGGCUGUGGCGAUGAGGGCUGGAUCAAACUUGGGACCUGGGUUGGAGCAUCAUGCAGUCACCAAGCGCAGAAAACCCUAAAAGCUGCUAACAGAUCAACAGUGACCACUCCCCUUUAUCCUCACCUGGCUGUUGUGCAAUAAUAAAAAUAAUAUUAAUAAAAAAAAUGUAUUUAAAAGAGCCUUUCAAGACACCCAAGCACACUUAACAAUAGAAUAAAACACAUAAA